AUGGCGCCAGAACCACAGUUCUGCACAGACAUCACCACUGAGUGCCUGAAAUACACCAUCUACGGAUACCGGCCCAACCUGGGUGUCAACGCCUUCUUUGUCGCCUUCUUCGCCGUUUGCUUCGGUGCAAACAUUUGGCUGGGCAUUCGCUGCCGCAUCAAAGGCUAUGCCAUUGCACUAGCUCUUGGCUGCUUGGCCAUGGUCUUAGGGUAUCUCGGUCGUCUCGGCCUAUACUUCCGACCCUUUGACGCGAUCCCCUUCCAGGCUCAGGUCUGCUGCCUCAUCAUUGCCCCGGCUUUCAACAGCGCGGCUGUUUAUCUCAUGCUCAAAUACCUUGUCGAACUGUUUGGUCCCGAGUGCUCUAUUCUCAAACCGAAGCAGUACACCAUCGUGUUCGUUACCGCCGACAUCAUUUCCCUGGUUUUACAGGCAACUGGCGGUGGCAUCGCAGCAACUGCCGGCUCCGACAAGGAUAUGCUUGAGUUAGGAAAUAAUAUCAUGAUGGCAGGAAUUGCGUUCCAGGUCGUUACCCUAUCCAUAUUCGCCAUCUUGUCGGUCUUGUUCCUCGCCAGGCGAAUCGCGGCACGUCCUGUAGAUCCUCUCUCCGGCACCGCAUUGGAGGCAUGGCGCAGCAUGCGUUUUCGACUCUUCUUGUUCGGUCUUAUCACCGCAUUCACUGCUAUUUAUAUCCGUUGUAUCUACCGAAUUGCCGAAAUGAGAGGGGGCUGGGGUAACGACCUCAUGAAGGAUGAGAUUGCCUUUAUCAUUCUGGAAGGAUUUAUGAUGCUCAUUGCGACAUUGGCUCAGACCGUCUUGCAUCCUGGCCUUCUCUUUCCGGCAAUGCUUGGUCCGCAAAUGAAGUCGAAGGACUUGUCAGGAACAUGGACCGACAUCACCGAGCUGCCUAUCAUCACUAAAUAA
Molecule: messenger RNA, 921 nt
Organism: Fusarium falciforme
Lineage: Eukaryota; Fungi; Ascomycota; Sordariomycetes; Hypocreales; Nectriaceae
Exons: 3
Coding region: 1-921 (306 amino acids)
Cellular component (GO): plasma membrane; fungal-type vacuole
Source: RefSeq, a predicted model, not a curated record